AUGUGGUCCUGGCACGCGAAACGGUACUUGGGCGGAGCGCAUGGCGUCGCCGGGAUUCUGAACGUCCUGCUUCAGUGCCCCACUCACGUACUGACCGAAGCUUACGACGAUAUCUGGGACACCGUCGACUGGUUCAUAUCCAUCCAAGACGAAGACGGCAACUGGCCGUCCAAGGCGCCAGCGCACACCGCAUACGACGUGAACGAGCUCAUCCAAUGGUGCCACGGCGCCCCAGGCGUACUCAUGCUCCUCUCGCGCGCCCUCCAGCACUCGUCGGCCGCGCGAUACGCCCGCCGCGUCCCCAGCGCCCUUCGCGCCGUCGACCGCGCCGCGAACCUCGUCUACCGCCACGGCCUCCUCCGCAAGGGCCCCGGCGCCUGCCACGGCACCGCGGGCUCCAUCUUCGCGCUCCUCGCCGCCGCAAGGCUGUAUGCUCAUCGCGCGAUUGCAGUCGAAGAUGGGAGCGGGAAGGGCCGCGUGGAGGGCCCGGGCGGGCUGGAGACGCGCGCGCGGCAGGAGGAGAAGGCAAGGGAAAAUGUGGCGAGGGCGGCGCAUUUGGCGCAUCUGGUGCUGAUGCCGGAGGUGGUGGCGAAGAUGGGGACGCCGGAUCGGCCGCAUAGCUUGUACGAGGGGCUGGCGGGGAUGGUGUGUGCGUGGGCGUCGGUGCUGUUGGCGCUGAGGAGAGGAAGCGAGGCAGAUGAGCGAUGGGGGUUGCCGGGGUUCGAUGAUUUGCAUUGA
Schizophyllum commune H4-8 is the source of this 738-nucleotide messenger RNA. RefSeq lists its product as uncharacterized. The transcript has 3 exons. NCBI's taxonomy places the organism in Eukaryota, Fungi, Basidiomycota, Agaricomycetes, Agaricales, Schizophyllaceae. The record is from RefSeq and is a predicted model, not a curated record. Gene Ontology annotation, biological process: carbohydrate metabolic process; peptide modification. The coding region runs from base 1 to 738 and encodes 245 amino acids. Gene Ontology annotation, cellular component: plasma membrane.